This is a messenger RNA of Capsicum annuum, 2723 nucleotides long. Its product is annotated as protein TRM32. Bases 279 to 2567 code for a protein of 762 amino acids. The transcript is spliced from 5 exons. The record is from RefSeq and is a predicted model, not a curated record. NCBI's taxonomy places the organism in Eukaryota, Viridiplantae, Streptophyta, Magnoliopsida, Solanales, Solanaceae.
UUUUUUUGGUCCCAUUUGAAAGUGGUUGAUAAAUAACUUGGACCUUUUCCCCUCUUCCUCCUCCCUUUUUUAUUCUUUCUAUUUUACGUUAUACCUUUAAGCAGUUUCAUACUACUCAAUUCAUUUCUGUUACUUUUAUUCCAAACAUUAAUAAAUUUCUCAUCUUUCUCUUAAACUUACCUCUCCAAAUAUCAGCUGCUUUUGAGUCUUUGUACGCUUUCAACCUCUGCUUCUCAGCUCAAAAGGCUAGAGAAAACAGAUUAAAAACAAAUUAUACUAUGGGAAAGAACAAGUGGAGUAGGCAUGUGAAUCAUGAAGAUGAGGAUAUUCAUCCAGGUUGUAUGUGGGGAUUCAUACAUGCCCUUGGCUACCAUAGUUGGCACUCUCGCGUAAAGAGGAAAUCUUUGCCGCGUAUAAAUGAUGGAAGCAGCCAUAUGAGAAGCAUUCAUGAAAACUUGAUUGUCCAAGAUUCUAGUGAACUAGAAAUGCUUGUGAAUGAUGAUGAAAGUCAAUUCUUGAUUGAUAAGGGCACCAGAAAAUCAAAGGGGUCCGGCAAAAGGUCUCUAAAAGCUAAAAUAAAACAUUUAAUUGCUGAGGAGAUGCAUAAGGAGAAGAAGAAGUCCAAGCUGAAGAAAUUAGGCUCUUCUGAUCAAACUAAGUUCCAGAGAACUUGUUCAAUCCAUCAUGUUGAACCAACCGAACACGAUAUAAAUGUUCAAACUAAGAAGCGUCCUAUUAUUUUGGUUCCCGCGAAUGUGGAAAAUGGAGAAUCAGCAGAUAAGAAAUGGAUGAAGGCCAGUGAUGCAUAUGAUACUUCCACUGAUAAGAGUGCUCUAAAAUCUCAGCUUAAAGAUCAUGCUGAGUUACUUUUGGAAAUUAUAAGAGAAUCAGAAGCAGGAUAUCAGAAUAUAUCCCGUGGUCAGCUGGCUUCUAAGAAAAAGGCAAGAUUAACGAAGUCAGGAUCAUACCCCGUGUCUCAUUUGUCGCAAAAAACAAAAUUUAAACCAAUUAAGCUUGAGGACAAGAAGAAUGAAGUUUGGUCUUCUGCAAAAGGAGAAAGACCAAUAGGUGUUGCUCGAACGAGAUCUCUGUCUAAUUAUGCUAAGACUGUCUUCACAAGUUUAGGUCUCCUGGAUGAUGAUGGUGGAAACUUGAAGCUAGAGAAGUCAUCCAGCUUUGCCUGCCAUAGUACCAAAGGGGGAGCUGAUAAUAUAGAAAAUAAUGAAGAGCUCGUCGAUGAAAAAGAGGUAAAUAAGCAGGGCCCUACUGGUGAAUUUUGUGAUAAUUUGAAUGGAAAACUUCAUGAAGAGUAUGAGGUGGCCACUGAAUAUGCAAGUAAGUUCAAUGGACAUUAUGAAAUCGAUGGAUUUGACAUAAGCAAAAAUGCGAUCAUGCACAAGAGAAGUUCCUCUCUGAAUGAGUCCAUGGAUCGAUAUGCUAAAUUAUUUGAACGUGGUUCCAGAAAGGAAGUGAACUUAAAUCCUUCCAAGAGUUUGAGAUUGACUAGUGAAUACGAAGUACCACCAUCAAUGUCAUUCAGAAGGAUCCGUUCUCUAUCUUACUCCGAGUCUUGUUCUCUUCUACCAAACGUGGUGGCUGGUGAUGCCCAAUUUUCAGAAUGGCUAAUUAAGACUGUAGAGGAGAGGAACUCACGCAUGACAGCUGAAAUUGAUAAAGAAGAGAAGUCGAUAUAUGCCACUGAAAGGACUGAAUGCAAAAUGGAAAAAGUAGAAGGAAGUGAGGAUAUUAAAACCGUAGAAACUGUAACAAGCUUAAAAUCAAAGACAGAUGAAGCAGAUAAUGGAGAAGUCGAAGACCUUCCAGAGGCCAUCGAUGAGGUAAAGGAGUUCAAAACAAACUCUUUUGAAGAACGAGAGAUAAAAUGCAAUGAAUCAAUCCCAAGUGACGUCGUUCCAAAUUCAGAAAAUUGUUCCAAAGAAGACAUUUCCAGCUAUGCUGAGUCCCAAAUCUCAGAAAGUUUGGCUCUUAAGCAGAAUGUUGAUGUCAAUAUUGUUGAUGUCAAUAUUCUUGCAAAAGCAGAUCAUCAUAGCAAAUCUUACAGAAAGGAUAACGAGGACAUGUUUUAUGUGAGGGAUGUUCUUGAUCAUUCAGGUUUCUCAAAAAAUUUCUUCAAGACAACAUGGUACUCACAAAUCCAAGUGUUGGACCCUUCAGUAGUUCGAGAACUCGAGUCCUUGUGGCAUGAAGAACAAGAAUGUUGUCUAGGGGAUUUAGACUUCUGCUGUCAUCAUCAGCUACUAUUUGAUUUGGUGAAUGAGGUUUUAGUCCAAAUGUAUGACAGAUCAUUCACAUACUACCCUAAGGCCUUGUCCUAUAGCUGUCGUGUUCAUCAAUUGCAAGAAAAUCGAAUGAAUGAAGAGGUAUGCAACAAUGUUGGUACACUCUUGAGGUUGAAACCGGAGCAAGAAUCAAUCGACAACAUUGUGGAUCAAGAUUUGAAAAAGGAUGAUGGUUGGAUGAAUCUUCAGUUAGAAAGUGAAUGUUCCGCACUUGAACUAGAGGACAUGAUUUUUAAUGAUCUUUUGGAAGAACUAAGAUGUUUUUGAAUCUGCAGAGCUGCUUGUGUUUGGUUUUUUUUUUUUUUCUCUUGAUUAUUUUAUGUAUAUGAAUUUUGGUUUUGCUCAUUGUAUAUACGUAUUUACACAUUUUCAGUUGAGUAGUAUGAAGUGUUUACCUAAUGGGAAAGUAGAUAGCUUAAAUGA